Molecule: messenger RNA, 5733 nt
Organism: Syngnathoides biaculeatus (alligator pipefish)
Lineage: Eukaryota; Metazoa; Chordata; Actinopteri; Syngnathiformes; Syngnathidae
Gene: mia3
Product: MIA SH3 domain ER export factor 3
Exons: 27
Coding region: 248-5593 (1781 amino acids)
Biological process (GO): vesicle cargo loading; endoplasmic reticulum to Golgi vesicle-mediated transport; protein secretion
Cellular component (GO): endoplasmic reticulum exit site; endoplasmic reticulum membrane
Molecular function (GO): protein binding
Source: RefSeq, a predicted model, not a curated record
AAAACGUUCACAUCAAUGUGCGCAAGCUCCCCAUAUUCUGCUGUCUGCACGUCCAUUGCUAUUUCUAACAGCAUAACCUGUACUAUAUGACGAUAUUGACUCAGAUAUGAGCAAACAAAAGAGCCCAAAAAAGUGAACCAACACGCAGGCACUGAAAACGCAGCCGCGUUGCCGACACCCAGCCGGAUCUGAUCUGCUGACGUGUCGCCUCCCCAAGUGCUCCUGCGCUCCGACUAAAGCUGCCAGCAUGGCAGCCAAACAGUUUUACCGAAAAGGCUUUUUAUUACUUUUAUUUAAUUUUAUCUCAACCGCCGCCUUGGAGAAGCGAUUCUCCGAUUUUAAGAGAUGCGCCGACGAGGAGUGCAGCAUGCUCCUGUGUCGUGGAAAAGCAGUGGAGGAUUUCUCAGGACCAGAUUGUCGAUUCUUGUCGUUCAAGAAAUCAGAAACUAUCUAUGUAUAUUACAAAUUGUCUGGAAGAAGGGCUGACAUCUGGGCAGGGAGCGUUGGAAGUCAUUUUGGUUAUUUCCCAAUGGACCUCCUGGCUGUCAAUCAUGUUUAUACAGAUAAAGAAGUUGAAGUUCCAACACAGGAAACAGAUUUUGUCUGUUUUGACACAGGACUUGAUCAAUUUGACAACUACGAGAUCGAUUCGUUGUUGGGUUUUUCAGCUGAAGAGAUUAGUAAUGAAAAGAAAAGGAAUUCAGACCAAGCCGAAGUGCCCGAGGACACGGUGGAAGACACACGGGCACCAGAUGUGGAGACGGAGACUGAUCAUGAAAUAGGAGCUGAGGAUAUUGGCAUGGCCCUCGAUGAUCAAAGUGCCUCUUUUCUUCAACUUGAUUCGGAAUAUGAAUCUCAAGAAGUGCCUGACACGGAGGUUGCACAUGAUGGCAGUGAUGAUGAUAGCCAAGACAAAUCGAAUGAGGAAAUAACCACCACGGGCACUUUUCUUGAAGACGCGGAGUUUGAGAAGCAUAAGACCAAAGAUGUUCACAAAGAACAUGAGGAAGAAUCACUAGCAAAAGAUGAUCUUUUGUCAGAACGGAUUACAGUCUCAACUUCUCAAGGAGAGAAAGUGUCUCAUUUAAAAACUACCUUUGGGUCAACUUUUGAUGCUGUCGCCACAGAUGAUGAAGCUACCACUAAAGUCACUCCAUAUGAACAGGAGGAGAAUGAAGAAUUUGAAGAUCAUCCAGAACAACAUGGUGAUCCUGACGAGACAAGUCCAACUCCAACUCCAUUGGUGUCCUUUUCAGAGGAAGAAACUGACACCUCUACGGUUGCACAAGAGGACAACUCAAAACCUGAUGAUGAGGUCGUACCAAUGUCGACUGAUGACGGUUUUGCUGAUGUGAGUGAUACACAGUGGACUAAGCAGGAAAUAAGUUCAGAAGAAGAUCAGGAGGAAGAGCAAAGGUCAAAAGUAUCUUUGGGUUAUGAGGAACCACAAGAAGACAUGCCACCAGAGAAUGUCGAUCCAGUCCUUGGCGAUUCACCACAUUCAGAAUUUGUACAUCGUAAAGAAUAUGAAGACCCGGAGAACAGAGAUCCAUUCCAUACAGGGGGACUCAAUUCUCUUUCUGAGCAUCCCAGAGAUUCCACAGUGCUAGAGAACCCAGAGCCAAUCCCUACAGAUUCACCAGAUUCUCUUGAUGUAGAUCCUAGCGAAAUAGAGGCUGAGAAACUCCUGUUUGAUCAUGAGGAUGACGGAGGUGGCCGAACAGUCAAGCAUGAGGGCACUCAAGGUAAAACGCCACAAAUGACAGAUGAGCCACCACAUCGAGGGGAGAGUACAUUUGUACAUCUAUCCAACGAGGUACCUCAGGCACAAUUGCAUAAAAACUUAACGGACAAGGAGCUCCCCAAAGAAGUCAGUGUCGCUAAAGAAGACAGACAUGACAGCAGAGUUGUACGAGAGGAUAAGAACGACUUGGAAGAAGCUUUAGGUGAAAAUAAAAUUGUAAUACAUGAAGAAAUAAUCGCUCCUGAAACAAACGGUGAUGUUCCUUCAAGGGAGACAGAAUCCUUUGAUUCAUUUAGGAAGCCUGGUGAUAAAGCAGCAGGAGAUGAUGGCGUCCUACUCCAUGAGCAUCUACGCACUAAGUUUGAAAGUAGUCAUCAACAUGUUGAAGCACACGUUGAGGAAUCACUCCAUGUGGAUACAGAAAACACAGAGAUAGAUAAAGAAGAGUAUGAGGGAAGAAAUCUACUUGAAGAUGAAAAUGCCCUUUCACAGUCAAAAGAUGUUGACGCUGUCAACUCCUUGUCAGAUCCAAGUCCGUAUGUUACCGCAAUUCCUGAGCCGGUCUACAGCGAUAGUGUGCUGAGGCUGACUCUGCUGCAGGGUUAUUACACUGAAGAGAAGAUGCUCCGUUUCCAGAAGUUUCUGGGCCUCAAGAAUCUCUACAAAGUCGAGUCUAUGUUCUCGGAUAUGGACACUGAGUUGCAGGCUACCCGUCACACACAUUCGGGGACUGUCCAAGACCUCGAGGAUGCGCUGGAGAACAUCUUGGAAACCUGGGAAAACGGCAUCUUGGAUGAAGUUGAGAAGAUUCUGGAUAGCCGGCACUCAUCGUAUGACGAUGAACAGCGAAUGGAAAUGAUAGAUGACGAAACGGAAAUACUGGAUGAUUUCCAAGAGCUGGCAUUUAGUCUAAGGCAGAAGUAUUCUGCAGUAAAGGAUAGCACACCUUUGGCAGAAGAGAAAACCGAAGUUAAUCAUGACCUGGUCAUUGCGGACCAACCUGACGUCAGUGCCAAAGAGAGUUUGCCUCACAUCAUCGAAGACGAGAAGAAACCUGACGAUUUGCCGCACAUCAUCGAAGACGAGAAGAAACGUGACGAUUUGCCCCACAUCAUCGAAGACGAGAAGAAACGUGACGAUUUGCCUCACAUCGUUGGAGUCGAGAAGGAGGCUGACGUUCCAGACACGAGUGAUGACAACCGUACAGUAACCGAACUUUUAAAACAGGUGGAAGAAAUUGAAAAGGAAGUGCAGAUCUUGGACGAAGGGCUUACUGGACCAGAUGUUGAAGAAGCUGGCGAACUCUUCACUAAAAACAAAGAAAAUCAUCCGAGUUCCAGCGCCCCAGACGAGUUGCAAACGUUUCCUCGAGCCACUUUGGAAAGUCCGGUUGACAAGGGGCUUGGCGAUGUGGACCACGUAUCCUCAGGCUCUUUGGACUCUGUGGAGCCGGUCUCUGAAUUUCAUGAGGAGGAAGUGGGAUUAUUCUCGGAUGUGUUCACUUUUAUGAGUUCUGCUGCCGCAAUGAUCAAGGCUCGAGUUGCAGAGUGGACCGUUCUUAUGAUUUCAUUACUGCCAGAAGAGUGGAAGCCUGGGGAAACCUUGUUUGGCUGUCCUUGGCAGGCGGUCAUUGUCAGUGCUGCGGUUGGCGUGCUGACCUUCGCCAUCUUCUUCUGGAAAACUGUGCUCAGGGUCAAGAGGAGGGAGUAUCUUUUGGAUGAAAAACAGCUGGCCGAUCAAAUCCAAGCCCUUAAAAAGGAGAAAAAUGAUGCAAUGACCCGAAUGUCUGAACUCCAGAAACAAACUGCAGAGCUGAAAGAAACCCAAAAGGAGUCUGCAAAGACAGUUUGUAGUGCAUUGAAAAAGACACAAAAAUUGGAGAGUCAGGUUUUGGAGGCUGAAAAAAGGUAUGAGCGUAUGGUGGAAGAAAAGAAGACAUACCAAAAAUUAAUAGAUGAAGAAAAAGAAAACUCAAUUGAAAUUGGAAAUCGGAUGAAAAAAUUGGAGAAGUCAAACGAGAAGCUUGAGCUGAGCAGAAAGAAGGUUCAGGAAGCUUUAGCAAAGACGACCGUCCUCUUGGACGAGGCCAAGAUCCGAGAAGAUGCACGCAGUGUUCAGCACAAGUGUCUCGCGAAGGACUACGCAGGGGUGAAAGAAGAAAAUAAACAUCUUAAAGUAACCAUGAAAGAGUUGGAGGACAAACACGCGGCACUGAGUGAGCAGAUUAAAGUCUACCAGAAGGCUCAGAAAGAACUGGAGGACUCUGUGGUGCUCAAAGAUCACAACGUGGAGGUUUUGUCGGAGCUCCUGGCAGACCUCGACGCCUGCGAGCUGCAAAAAAGCGACGGCAAGGUCUUGGUGAAUGGCGAAAUCGUACCUGAUAAGAAGACUGCAGUGAAGAAUAGAAUCAAACAGAUGAUGGAUGUCUCCAGGGUCCAGACCACACUCGCAGUGAUCGAAGAGGAGCGGGACCGCUUCAUGUCCAAACUGCUUAACGAGGAAAAGAGUCGAAAGGCUCUUGAAGAGAAACACCAGGAGCUGGAACACGACAUCGCAACCCUCAAAAGUGAGAAGAGCCACGUGGAAAACCAGUUCAAGGUCCUCCAGCAGAAGAAUGAAAUCAUGGUGGAAAUGCACCAGCAAAAGGAAAAUGCUCUGCAGCAGAGGCUCACCAAGGAGGAGCUCGAGCGUCGUAGCAAAGAGAGCAUGCUGUCCGAGGUGGGAGGCAAAGCCGUGGAGGCAGAGGAGCAGGUCAAAGUUCUGCGUCAGCGCAUUAAUGAGAUGGAGGAGCAGAUGAAGAAGACUGAAGAAGUCUACAAAGAGCAGAUCAAAGAACAGGAAAACAAGACUCACACCAACUGGGUGAACGCUCGUAACGCAGAGCGGGCUUUGAAUCAAGAGAAACUUGAAUCAUCAAAGCUCCGCGAGAAGUUGGCCGGACUGACCUUGCAACUGAAUGAGCGCCGCGCUCCUCUCUUCAGACCCAACUCAGGACAAGCUGCUGGCGCUCACCAAGGCGAUUCUUACGGGCCCUCCCCAGUGAGUGGGGGCGCGCCCUCCCCGCCUUUAAUGAUCGAGGGUCCCAGGCGCCCUCCCUCGGCCCCAGUGGGGCGACGAAUUGACCCGUAUGCUCCACGACCUCCAUCGGACCCACACAGCCGUUAUCCUGGGAUGGACAUGUCAGGCCCGCGCAGUUCAUCACCUUCCAACAUGGAUGCUUCUUCGCAGGGUCCUGGAUCCUUCCUCGGAUCACCCAUCAGGGACUCGCCUGGCCACCUGAGUCAAGGACAGCCACCGCCCGGUCAUGGACUCCAUGAGCCGCUCUUCCCUGCCGGACCCCACGGCCGCUUGCCGCCGGGCGGUCCCUACAGACCUCUGAGACCGCCCCUCUACCACCCAGCACCAGGACCCCACAGCCACGCUCCGAACGUGCCUCUCCCGCCUCCUGGGCCUCCUCUGCCCGCCAACGGGCACCCGGGUAUGCCUCCGCCGGGGACGAUGGGAGGAGACUUUGGCCCCCGCCCCGCCAAUGGACACUCAUUCCACCCCCGGCCCGGUCCAGGCAACAUCAUAGAUCCUCGGGGUCCGCCACCGUUCCGUCCGCCUCAUUUUGGGCCGAUGCCACAUGGUCCCCGCGGACUCAUGGGCCUCCGCCCACCAUUCCCUCCUGACAUGCGGUUCCCGGGACCGCGCGAGCACAGCGGCCCCUCCGCCGACCUCCCCCCGGGUGUCCCGCCACACCUCGGUCACAACGAAGCCUUUGGCAACCGCCACAGCCCUGCAGGGGGGCCGCCCCCAAAGCGAGAGGCCUCUCAGGACUCGGCGAGGCCAACCAUGGUCGAGCCUUAAAAAAAAAAAUAUAUAUAUAUAUUAUUGGACCUGAACACUCCCCACAAACACGUCAUGUUACCCAAUAUUAAAUCCAUAUAUAGCUUGACUUUCAUAUUUAAGCCAUGAAAUAAAAAAAAAAAAACUGAAAUGUUAUUUAU